Messenger RNA from Gongylonema pulchrum, 1020 nucleotides. The record is from the annotation of a GenBank genome assembly. NCBI's taxonomy places the organism in Eukaryota, Metazoa, Nematoda, Chromadorea, Rhabditida, Gongylonematidae.
CACAUGACAUGGCUCCUACGUACACAGACUCGAUUGUGCACGGAGUAUUUGCUGGAAGGGGUACCAACGCAGGAUAUGCUGGUGAUGAAAGAACGAGAAAAAGAUUGGGCGGACGGUGAUGGUGAUUCUGUAGAUAUAAAUGCUUCGCGAAACAUCGAGUCCAUUGCUACAUUACGACAGAUCGCAAAAAUGUUGGAACGUUUGCCCAGAGUGGACAGUCGAAGUGCCCUUGAUGUUGUUUUAACUCAGCUUGUUAUCGGUGGUCAGGAUAAAAAGAACCAUCCAGGACAGUUGAUAUCAGCAUUCCUUGCCAGUGGUGUUACUCGGAUACUUGCACAUGCCAGGCAUAGCUCUGCCAGGGCUAAUUUGCUGGGUUGUCCGCUCGAAACACCACUGUCGCCAGAUGCAAUUGAUAUCGUCGUUUUGACACUUCAUGUACCGCCGGGUGGCAUAAGUUCCCCGGCAAUUGAUGAGGACGACCAUCUUCGAGCCAGUUCACUUUCAUCCGGCGGAUGUAUUUCACCACCAAUGAGCACUUCCUCAAAAGAGGAUAAUGUGACAGACGAAAGCUUGACGAAACGUUUAGUUGAAGUAUUUCCACCAAGAAAACCAUUCGAACUCGAGGACUGCAUUCUGACGUUGGAGGAUUAUCCAAAAUGGACAGCACCGAAAUACGACACACCAAACAUUGUCAGGCGAUACAAGCAAAUUCUGUUAGACAACGAACUUGUAUGUCGAGUUUUGACUGCCGUUAUACGAAAUACACGAGAGCAGUGGCUAAACAAAGCAAAAUUGGUUUAUCAACUUGGACGGCAGAAGGAACGAAUCGAUCUCAGAAAAGUUCUCGAAGCUACGAAAUGCGCUGAACAGACGAUCGUUAAAGAAAGCAGCGGCGCAAGCGCUGCGCACGCGGCACCGGAAAUCAAUCGAUAUCACGGAACGAUUGGACGCUAUGCACACAUUGUGCGCUUGGGGAGGCGCACUGGCUAUUCCGCAACCUUGCUCACAACCCUCUGCUGA